This is a messenger RNA of Aureobasidium uvarum, 1179 nucleotides long. The record is from the annotation of a GenBank genome assembly. Lineage: Eukaryota; Fungi; Ascomycota; Dothideomycetes; Dothideales; Saccotheciaceae.
AUGACAGACGCAUCAACACCCCUCACAGCACUCUGCAACAUCUGCCACAGCGCACCACCCAGAUACACCUGCCCCCGCGACGCCGUCCGCACCUGCAGUCUCGCCUGCUCCCAAAGCCACAAACGCCGCGCCGCCUGCACAGGAAUCCGCGACCCAGCCGCCUACAUCUCAAAAUCCUCUCUUCAAACCGCCGGCGGUAUCGACCGCGACUACAACUUUCUGAGCGGGGUGGAACGCAACAUCUCUCGCGCCGACAAAGAGACCAGUGAACGAGGAGUUUCGCUGGACGGAAAAGGCAAAGCUGUGUUUCAAAAGAGAUGGCAUGAUAAUGGGGCACUGGGAAAGUAUUUGCGGGAUAAUGGGGUUGUGGUGCAUAAAGCGCCGAUAGGGAUGGCGAGGCAAAAGGCCAAUCAGACGAGGUUCAUUGCGAAGAGUAAGAGGAUUGUGUGGAGUGUGGAGUGGGUUGUUGAGGGUGAGAAGAGGGUUGCUGAGGUUGAUGAGAGUAGGAGUAUUGAAGAGGCUUGGAAGGAGUUGGUGGUUGAGAAGGAGAGGGAGAAUAAGAAGAGAAAGAGGACACAGGAAGAUGCAGGAGCAAAGGCGCAGAAGCAGAAGGUGCAAUCAGAGAAGCCUGACGCCGACAAAUCAAAAACACAAGUUGUGGAAGGUGCGACAACUGAACUGGAAUCAGAAGGAUCAGCGACAAACGAGCCCUCGGUCGCUCCUUCUACACACGAAACCACAACACAAGACGCACCUUCACAGCAAGAACAAGCAUCCGAGGACACCACUUUACCACAGGAGAACACCCACUUCUACCUUCACAAACCACACACCUCAUCAACAAACACCGUCCUCAUUCCUCUGACCCCAACAACAACUUUAACACACGCCCUCCAUCAAAAACAUGUCCUCGAAUUUCCCACAAUAUACGCCUUUAUCUCAAACAUACUCGGAACAACAAACCCCUUGCCCAAAGGCUUUAUAACUGUCCAGCAAUACAAUGCCGAAAGAUCAGCCGAGGAUCAAGAGUUGAUGGGAUUGAUGGAGUCGAUUCCAGAUGGACAGAGAAAGAUUGCCUUGGAUGGAGGUAUCUUUGGCGGUGGUGAGGAGAAAAAUGAGACGGUGGAUGAGAAAGAGAUUUUGGAGGUGCUGCAACGGGAUGCUGAUGCGCUAAAAUAG